This is a messenger RNA of Pyricularia pennisetigena, 3501 nucleotides long. RefSeq lists its product as uncharacterized. Gene Ontology annotation, biological process: regulation of GTPase activity; signal transduction. Bases 1 to 3501 code for a protein of 1166 amino acids. Gene Ontology annotation, cellular component: cytoplasm. The record is from RefSeq and is a predicted model, not a curated record. The transcript has 5 exons. NCBI's taxonomy places the organism in Eukaryota, Fungi, Ascomycota, Sordariomycetes, Magnaporthales, Pyriculariaceae.
AUGGACGACUAUCUGGACAGUCCUAUGGACGCUGAUGAUAUUUUCCCCUGCAAGGGCUGCGGAGAGAUUCUCGAAGAAGGCAAAGCGUUUGAGCUGGCCGGCAAUCGAUGGCAUCUCAACUGCUUCCGCUGCAACACCUGCGGCACCCUCCUCGACUCCGACGCGAACCUCCUUCUUCUCGGCGAUGGCUCGCUUAUCUGCAACAACUGCACGUACAGUUGCAGUGCUUGCGGUAACAAGAUCGAAGAUCUGGCCAUCUUGACAGGUGACCAGGCAUUUUGCGCAACUUGCUUUCGUUGUAGGAACUGCAAAAGGAAGAUUGAGAACCUGCGCUAUGCUAGGACCUCUCAGGGCAUAUUCUGUAUGAGUUGCCACGAAUCCCUAAUGGCAAGACGGAGGAAAAAAUCAAAAGCCGCAGCGCAAGCGAAAGCCAGGGAGAAAGAUACAUCGCCGAUGAUAACAGACAAAUCCCUCCCGGCUCUACCCCCGAACGCCAUACCUCCAAAUGCGUUUGGCAUGGAGAAGGAGGUACCGGAGUCCGAAACGCCGACCGAGCUGUCGCCGCGGCCUAGACCGGCUUAUUCACGCAAUGAAUCCGACCCCCGGGCUAGCUUACGUCCUGAAAGAUCACCGGAACGAGGAGCCGAUCAGCAAGGCAAGGAAGGCAGCCUUGACCCUCCGAAGAAUUAUAGGAAUAACAGGAAUUCUUCGAUUAUGAUUCCGUCUGGCGACAUGAACUUUGGCGAGGCUGAUGGCUCUUUUAUCCAUGUCGCUCUGGGGUUGGAUACGGGGCCAGCGCCGUCGUCAACCCCUCGAUCUUCUGAUAACAUGUCAGACAAACGCAGCAGGGAUUACUUCAACAACCAAAGAGAUUCUGUUGACAAGCGGAGCGACUCGCAAAUGUCUACACCUCACAUCGCUCUUCAAGAGGCUCGGCGAAACACAUCUGAUUUGGAAAAUGCACCUCCGGCCAAGGAGCCGAGUCGGAAGCUGUCCAAGUCGUCAAGAGCAGGCAGGGACAGUCUUAAAACUUCAACCAUCCAAACCGAUGAUCACUCAAGGAAGCUUGCCAGUGGUCGCGGCGAUGAAUUCAAACUUCAGGAGGCCCCUAAAAGCAAGAAGCUCGUCAAUUCUCGGAAUAACACACAGCCCGGCAAGCCCUCUGAGAGCGGGGCCGGGUCAAGGGCCAGUAACGGACUUCUUUUGCAGCAGAAAAACAGGGAGAGCCCACAACCGAUAGAAUCGCCUCAAUCGCUUAGUGCCAACGACAAGUCUAGCACGUCGCGAAGCUCGCCGGAAUCACGAAUUAGGGAUGAAGACGAUGUCAGACAAUCUAUGGAUUCCGCAGCAUCCGGCCGGACAGAGACCAGCGGCUCGCGUCCAGGCCGAGAUGUUCCACCACCAAGACCGCCCCGAAACUUGAAUGGCAAGCUGGACCUCGUUCCACCGCCACGUCCCUCGAUGCCGGAACCCAGACUCACGGACACAUAUAUGCAACCUCGAGCACCCCCUCAACCUCCAACACAGGCCAACAAAGAUGCAGCUGUUGCGACGGCGGCCGGUGGGGCUGCUCAAGGCGAGAAUUCUCCAAAACUACCAAGAUGGAGCGCUGGUGGAGACUUUAGUAUGGAUGAAGACAUGGCCAGAAUCCUAGGCACUGAUGAAGGCUCGUCGUCAAUACUGAGGCGUGUUUCAAACGCCGUCAGGCAUGGCCGGACAAACAGCGUCGAAUCCAGUGGUCAUACAGUAGGGCGUGGUGGUCACGGUAGGAGCAUGAGCGAGACAACUCGAGGCACCUCCUCUCCAUUGGUUCCCAAGACACCUAUAGCAGAAACCCCUCUUGACAGCCAGGCCCAGGAUAUCAGCAGUCCAAUCUCAGUAGGAGGCGGCCCGCAGGAUGACCCGGCUUUCCUCAAGCGGCAACUCCGCAACUCAGAGCAGAGGGUUGCCGAGUUAGAGCGGCAGUUCAACAAUGAGGCUGAUUUGCAGACCCUCAAUAAGAAGCUCAUUGAGAAGAGGAAGACAGUCACUGUUCUUGACACGCAAGCCGAAAUUAUGGUUCGGGAGCUUGAGGUACUGGCAACAGUGGUCGAGAAAAGCAAGCAAAACAACCAGCCAGUUGAUGUGAGGGACCUUCAAGAGACAGUUGUCAAGGAACUGAGGCAAAAGAUUGAGAAGUACACGCAGUCGAUGACAUCCACUAUCGAGCAGCUGAUAGCGGAGCGCGAUCAAUUAGUAGAGGAGAAAAACAGGGCGAUGGCCGAUAGAGAUCGAGCACUGCUUGAAUUCGAGCAGUUGUCCUCGAAGAAUGCGCAACUGGCAGAUAUGAACAACGACCUUACCCACCAGAUUCAGGAGCGUUUUAGGUCUCAAGCCAAUAACGAGAUCAAGUCACCAAACGGCCUCGGCAUCUACCAGGCCCAAAAGCUUACUGCGCCAGGCGGAGGAUCAAACUUUGACUCAGCAAGCAUCCAGACAGGUGCUACCUUGGUCACCACCGACGUAGACGAGCCUAUUCUUGAGGGUCCGACGGUGGUCAACAUCCGCAAAGGGCAGGUCAAGAAGUUCAACUGGAAGAAGGGCAAGACAGUUGCUCAGAAUUUCACCAAAGGCAUGAACCGUGCAGUCGGUGCAUUCCAGCAAGAAAAGGAACGUGGAGGAGGACAGUAUGGUGGUCUUGCGGGUGACAAUAUUGGACUGCCGUACAACAUGACUGUGGCUCAGGUCGAAUCACCGGCCUCUCUAGGCCCCAACGGAUCUCUGAACCGGAUGCCGAGCGACAACAAUAAUUCUCGCCAAGGCUUUGGCUUUUUCGGCAAGAAGCAACAGCAACAGCAGCAGCAGCAUUCUUUGCCCAAGUCGAUGUCUGCGGCGAACAUGUCAACUGCAAGCAUUGCACCAGAGCCACCCAGCGUACUGUUUGGCUCUGAACUAGUUGAGCGAACAGACUAUGAGCGCCGUCUGAUCCCCAGUGUCGUCACGCGCUGCAUAGAGGAGGUGGAGCUACGCGGUAUGGACAUGGAGGGCAUCUACCGGAAGACAGGCGGAAACUCGCAGGUCCGUGCAUUGCAGGAGGGUUUCGACAAGAACGACGAGUUCGAUAUCUCCGACCCCGGACUAGACAUCACGGCCGUUACAAGCGUGCUGAAGCAAUAUUUUCGCAAAUUGCCCACACCUCUACUCACCUACGAUGUCUAUGACAGAGUUCUCGAGUCAAAUUCUAUCACAAACAACAAGGAACGAUGUGAACACCUACGCAUGACGUUCAACAUGCUCCCCACCCAGCAUCGUCAAUGUCUUGAGUUUUUGAUGUUCCACCUUGCCCGGGUUGCGGCAAGAGAAAGUGAAAAUUUGAUGCCUCCAAAGAAUUUGGCCGUGGUCUUCGCACCUACCUUGAUGAGAGACCAUAGCCUCGAGAAGGACAUGAUAGAUAUGCACGCGAAGAACAUUGCUGUGCAGUUCGUUAUCGAGAACAGCCACAUCAUCUUCGAGGAGGCUUAG